This is a messenger RNA of Penaeus indicus, 804 nucleotides long. RefSeq lists its product as uncharacterized. The transcript has 3 exons. Bases 224 to 790 code for a protein of 188 amino acids. Lineage: Eukaryota; Metazoa; Arthropoda; Malacostraca; Decapoda; Penaeidae. The record is from RefSeq and is a predicted model, not a curated record. Gene Ontology annotation, molecular function: acyltransferase activity, transferring groups other than amino-acyl groups.
UUGUUGGAAAUUGUAGAAAGAGGAUCUAGUUUUACAAUAUGGCUUGUAAAAUGGACGAUUUUAUUUUUCUUUAUAUUCGUUAUCCCUGCGCCGAUAGCCUGAGUUCCAAAGCCUCUCCGUGUUUUGGGAUUGCAAUAAGGACGAGGACCUGGAGGUAGCUGCAGCACUUUCGACCUUACCUGGUUUUAAUUGGGACAAACCUUUCUUACUUUACGCUUGUCCAAUGCACCUUCACGAAAAGCUGAGCCUCAUGAUCGAAAACAGAGACCUGGGAACGAGGAAGCUACACCCUGAGCGUCUCACGAGGGCACACCUGUACACUAUAACCUCUGAGACUUUAUCAGCACCCAGACUGCCCAAAGGCUUCGAAAUCCGGCGCACAGACCCGCAGUUCGCCGAGCAUAUGCGCACCCACUGGAAGUACCAUGAUUUUGAAUCAUUAGAGGCCUACGAACAGCUGAUCCAUGUUCUUCCGGGUUACGCCAUCUUCGAAACACCCAAUGCCGAAGAGGAGAGCCAGGAUCCAAGAGGAAAGGCUCACCCAACCGGACCUCCCGUUUCGUGGGUUCAGUUGGGUCGAAACAACACGAUGAGCAAUACGUUCACCCACCCGGAGUACAGGAGACGAGGUUUUGCUCAGGCGGUGACCCUCGCUCUGGCUGCCCACGUGACCCGGCAGAGUGGCAAGGCUUCGGUCUACGUUAGCGAGGAAAACGAGGCUUCUGUCGCCUUUCACAAGCAGCUCGGCUUUACCUGCGAGUGCACCGUAGGCUGGCAGGCUUUUAGUUAGACACGAGUUUUGUA